Pistacia vera is the source of this 1194-nucleotide messenger RNA. RefSeq names its product extensin-2-like. NCBI's taxonomy places the organism in Eukaryota, Viridiplantae, Streptophyta, Magnoliopsida, Sapindales, Anacardiaceae. The record is from RefSeq and is a predicted model, not a curated record. Bases 1 to 1194 code for a protein of 397 amino acids. The transcript has a single exon.
AUGGCAAGGAUUUGGCCUCAUCUUCUAGUGUGUGCCUUGGCAUUGUGCCUUGUGGCCUCUAAUGUGGCUGCUGCCUACAAGGCUCCCAUUUAUGACUCACCACGCCGAACGACACCGUAUGUUUACAAGUCACCGCCUUCUCAAUCUUACAAGCCACCAAAUUCUUACCCUCACAAAUCUCUUUAUGUAUACAAACCACCACAAAAUUCUCCAUCCCCUCCACCUCCAUCGCCAUCGCCAUCACCUCCUCCUCCAUAUGUUUACAACUCCCCGCCACCACCUUCUCCUUCACCACCUCCUCCAUACGUGUACAAGUCGCCGACACCACCUUCUCUUUCACCACCUCCUCCAUAUGUUUAUAAGCCAGCGCCACCUCCAUCACCAUCUCCUCCUCCUCCUUAUGUUUACAAGUCCCCGCCACCACCUCCUCCAUAUGUUUACAAGUCGCUGCCACCACCUUCUCCUUCACCUCCACCUCCUUAUAUUUACAAGUCUCCCCCACCUCCAUCUCCCUCACCACCUCCUUCAUAUGUUUACAAGUCUCCUUCUCCACCAUCCCCAUCACUUCCUCCUCCUCUUCCAUCUCCGUGCCCGCCCCCUCCAUAUGUUUAUAAGUUGCCCCCACCUCCAUCUCCAUCUCCAUCUCCACCUCCUCCAUAUGUCUAUAAAUCUCCACCACCUCCACCUCCACCUCCUUCUCCAUCACCUCCUCCUCCUUAUGUCUACAAGUCCCCACCUCUUCCAUCCCCAUCCCCAUCACCUCCACCUCCUUACUACUAUAAAUCUCCUCCUCCACCAUCUCCCUCACCUCCUCCUCCCUACUAUUACAAAUCACCACCACCACCUUCUCAGGUGCUAUUUGCUGUUGGAGCUCACGAUCUUGAAGAACACUUGACUGGUUUGAUUACUUGUCCUACCCCUUUCAUAAGAACACAAUCAGACAAUCUGAAUUCAGAGGUAACCAAAAGACCUAACACUGAUUAUAUUCUUUGGAAGAAAACUGAUAAAUUACUAGUUAGUUGGUUGUCAUCGUCAAUCUCAGAGUCAAUGUUUGCUAUAACUUCCAAGUGUUUGUAUGCUGCUGAUAUUUGGCUCACCUUUGAGAAGGAAUUCAUCACUAAAUCAAGAGCCAAAACUCUUCAUGUUAAGAGUCUUUUACAGAACACAAAAAAAGGAAAAUAUGAGUAUGCAUAA